Molecule: messenger RNA, 1469 nt
Organism: Panicum hallii
Lineage: Eukaryota; Viridiplantae; Streptophyta; Magnoliopsida; Poales; Poaceae
Product: sphinganine C4-monooxygenase 1-like
Exons: 3
Coding region: 487-1278 (263 amino acids)
Biological process (GO): lipid biosynthetic process
Molecular function (GO): oxidoreductase activity; iron ion binding
Source: RefSeq, a predicted model, not a curated record
CUCCGGUCCGCCGGAAAGGCGCCUCCGAAGUAGUCAAAACAGCAACGCGCAGGAGUGCGCGCGACUCGCCUUCUCCAUCCAGUUCUCCGCCCCUCUCUAGUCUCCCCCUUCUCUCUCUCACGCCUGGACUGGACUGCAGCCGGGGAGGGAGGGAGAAGAAAAAUCUCCCCAGGGCUGGCAGGUCGCCGGUCUCGCCGGCCUUCUCAGACCACCCGCAUUGCCCUUGCCCGCCCAGCUAUAAGUACUCGCCGGACAAGGCGACCACUCAUCCAAUCCCCAUCUCAUCCAUCUCGGAGCAGAGGCAAUCCAACGAAAAGGCGCUUCUUUCCCCGGUCGAAACAGAGUUGCAGGAGAAGGAAUCGUUGAGGGGGGCUUCUUGCUCUUUUCCUGGGUCCAGUGGUGGCAGCUGCUGCUGAGGUAAAGAUUUGGGCUCAUACAUUCAAAAAAAAAGAUUUGGGCUCUGAGGUGUUGCGGGGCGGAGUGAGGAUGGAAUUCGCGGUUACCGACGAGCUGCUGGGCACAUUCGUGCCGAUUGCGGUGUACUGGCUCUACUCGGGGCUGUACAUCGUUCUUGACGGGCUGGGCAUGGACGACUACCGGCUCCACCCCAAGGGGGAGGAGGUCAAGAACAUUGUUUCCAAGUGGACAGUCGUUAGGGGCGUCCUCGUGCAGCAGGCGUUCCAAAUCGCCGUUUCGCUACUCCUCUUCACGGUUCUUGGUGAUGAGAGUGGAACUGUGAGGAAGCAACCUUCCGCUCUGGUAAUAGCUUUGCAAUUUAUCAUUGCUAUGUUCGUUAUGGACACAUGGCAAUACUUCAUGCACAGAUACAUGCACAUCAACAAAUUCCUGUACAAGCACGUCCACUCCAAGCAUCAUACCCUUGUCGUUCCGUACGCCUUUGGAGCUCUCUACAACCACCCCCUGGAGGGACUCAUCCUGGACACCAUCGGGGGUGCGCUCUCCUUCCUCAUCUCCGGCAUGACCCCAAGGACAGGCAUAUUCUUCUUCUCCUUCGCGACCAUCAAGACAGUCGAUGACCACUGCGGCCUGUGGCUCCCCGGGAACAUCCUCCAUGUCUUCUUCAGCAACAACAGCGCUUACCAUGACAUCCACCACCAGCUCUAUGGCAACAAGUACAACUUCUCGCAGCCCUUCUUCGUCAUGUGGGACAAGAUCCUCGGAACAUACAUGCCUUACACCCUCGAGACCCGCAAGGGAGGCGGGUACGAGGCGCGCCCGGUCAAGCUCAACCAAGCACAGCAGACCAAGGCUGAUUAAGCCAUGCUGCUUCUCCUGUUUUCUCCUACUUGCCCUGAUCUAUUUUUUUUCUCCCUUUUUCUGACUGCAUUUGUGUUGUAGAAGUAUUUUCCCUGUCCAUAUAGUAAAAUCCUUUAGGCAGAUGCCAUCUUGUACCAAGAUAUAGCAAAUAAAAGAUCGUGUUAAAGGAAAUCCACUCAGACUUUUGUUUC